CUCUCUCACAUACACACACGCACAUUCCAAUCAUAGAUUCUAUCGCAUUACGAAAAUCAUCAGCUCUCAGCCUUUGCUGUGAUUUGCAAUUGAGAUCGACGCCGAUACAUACGUGUAGCUAUAAUCUCAACACCCGGCGAUCCGCUCCUCCAUGGGUUGCGCUUCGUCAGCUCCAGCUAGAAGUGCUGGGCAGAUCGGGGGUGUUAACAUCGAUAAUGGUGGGGCGAAUGACCCGAAGAACCUGAAAGUUAAGUUGGUGCUGUUAGGUGAUUCCGGUGUUGGGAAAAGUUGCAUUGUUCUUCGAUUUGUUCGUGGCCAGUUCGAUCCAACGUCCAAGGUCACCAUCGGAGCAUCCUUUUUGUCUCAGACUAUAGCCUUACAGGAUUCUACUACUGUGAAAUUUGAAAUUUGGGACACUGCAGGGCAAGAAAGGUAUGCAGCUCUGGCACCGCUGUAUUACAGAGGAGCUGCGGUUUCCAUCAUUGUUUACGAUAUAACUAGUCCAGAAUCAUUUCACAAGGCCCAGUAUUGGGUCAAGGAAUUACAAAAACACGGUAGUCCGGAUAUAGUCAUGGCUUUAGUUGGCAACAAAGCAGAUCUAAAUGAAAAACGAGAAGUACCAACUCAGGAUGGAAUUGAUUAUGCGGAGAAGAAUGGAAUGUAUUUUAUUGAGACAUCUGCAAAGACGGCAGACAACAUAAACCAGCUCUUUGAGGAAAUCGCCAAGAGGCUACCGCGUCCAGCUCCUCCCUCGUGACUCUUUAGAUCACAGAAUCCAAUUAUAUGCAACGCGGGUGGGGUACCUCCAUUCGCCUUGCAUUUAAAUGUAUAUUCUAACUGUUGUUUUUGUUGUACACGCAUUCUUGUUGACUAGCAAAACCGCGACUCCUUAUAUUUAUGACUGUUACGAUGGAUGUAUAAUAUAACGACCUUUUACA
Messenger RNA from Salvia hispanica, 938 nucleotides. It is a transcript of the gene ARA6, whose product is annotated as Ras-related small GTP-binding family protein. Gene Ontology annotation, molecular function: GTPase activity; GTP binding. The record is from RefSeq and is a predicted model, not a curated record. NCBI's taxonomy places the organism in Eukaryota, Viridiplantae, Streptophyta, Magnoliopsida, Lamiales, Lamiaceae.